Messenger RNA from Aptenodytes forsteri (emperor penguin), 3635 nucleotides. It is a transcript of the gene TRNT1, whose product is annotated as tRNA nucleotidyl transferase 1. The record is from RefSeq and is a predicted model, not a curated record. The transcript is spliced from 7 exons. Gene Ontology annotation, biological process: RNA processing. The coding region runs from base 24 to 1238 and encodes 404 amino acids. Gene Ontology annotation, molecular function: RNA binding; nucleotidyltransferase activity. NCBI's taxonomy places the organism in Eukaryota, Metazoa, Chordata, Aves, Sphenisciformes, Spheniscidae.
UGCGGCACCGAGCGCCGGGCGCUAUGAAGCUGCAGUCCCCCCAGUUCCAGGCGCUCUUCACGCCGGGGCUCCGCAGCUUGGCAGAAUUGUUUGAGAAGAAGAACUACGAGCUGAGAAUAGCAGGAGGUGCUGUGAGGGAUUUACUAAGUGGAAUGACACCACAAGAUAUAGAUUUUGCCACUACAGCUACACCAGCAGAGAUGAAGGAAAUGUUCACAUCUGCUGGUGUUCGUCUGAUCAAUAACAAAGGAGAAAAACAUGGAACCAUUACUGCCCGGCUCCAUGAACAGAAUUUUGAAAUUACUACUCUUAGAAUAGAUGUUGUCACCGAUGGACGACAUGCGGAGGUUGAAUUCACCACUGACUGGGAAAAAGAUGCUGAAAGGAGGGAUCUGACUGUCAAUUCCAUGUUUUUAGGUUUGGAUGGGAUGCUGUAUGAUUUUUUUAAUGGAUAUGAAGACUUGAAAAACAAGAAAAUUAGAUUUGUAGGAAAGGCAACUGAGAGAAUACAAGAAGAUUAUUUACGAAUCCUGAGAUAUUUCAGGUUUUAUGGAAGAAUCGCAGAAAAACCUGGUGAUCAUGAACCUAGUACGCUGCAAGCAAUUAAAGAAAAUGCUAAAGGUUUGGCUGCAAUAUCAGGAGAAAGGAUUUGGGUGGAACUGAAAAAAAUUCUUCUUGGAAACCAUGUAAAUCAUUUGGUUCGACUUACGUAUGAGCUGGAUAUUGCCCAAUACAUAGGACUACCACUGGAUGGAAGUUUAGAGGAAUUUGACAGAGUCACUAAAAAUAUUCAAAAUCUGUGUCCAAAACCGAUGACUGUUCUGACAUCACUGUUCAAGGUGAAGGAUGAUGUCACAAACCUUGAUCUGAGGCUGAAAAUCUCAAAAGAAGAAAAAAACCUUGGCCUUUUUUUAGUGAAGCACCGGCAAGAGUUAACAAAAGCUGUGGGUCCAGAACCACUUAGACCAUAUCAGGACUUCAUAAUGGACUCUAGAGAAGCUAAUACAAAUUCCAAGAUCUGUGAGCUUCUAAAAUACCAAGGAGAAGAACAUCUUUUAAGAGAAAUGCAGCAAUGGACUGUUCCAUCUUUUCCUGUUAGUGGCCAUGAUUUAAGAAAAAUGGGUGUGUCUUCUGGAAAAGAAAUUGGAACAGCGUUACAGCAGUUAAGGGAUGAAUGGAAGAAGAGUGGAUACCACAUGGAUAAGGAAGAACUGUUAAGUUGCCUGAAGAAGUUGUAAAAUUGAAUAAUAGUAGAGAACUGUUUGUGCCCUGUUCUAAGUGUAACUGAGACACCAGUAAAUAAUUCCCUCAGUGUUGUCGCAGCCAAUAUAGCAUUUGUCAUAUUUAAGAUCUUCAGACAGCACGGUUCUCCUGUUACUAAUUCGUAAUUUUUGCAAGGAGAAGUUUAAUUUUGUAGUAAUGUAAAAGGUUAUUUGCCAAAUUCCACGGUCUCUACCUCUUUUUAUUGUAUUUUAAUGAUAAAUAUUUAACUACUUUAUCUUGACUCCGGGCAUUAGAGGUGAUAACAAGAUUUUUCUCAUUCUGACUUUGCUACAUCUAAAAGGAAAAAAACCACCAACCGAAAAAAGGUGUUUCUAUCCUCUAGAUAAAAUCAUGGGGGUUUUUUGUGCCUAGGAGCGUGAUGAAGUGUCUAGAAGUAAUGAGCUCUAAAUCUUUUUGUAGUUAAAGCUAGAUACCCGAUUGAAAUACUCACUCCAGCAGUUCCCAAACAGUCUUACUGUGUAAAACAAGUCUGUUUUCUUAAAAGAUUUUUAUUUUCCAUAAUUCCAGAACCAAUUUUAGAUUAAAAGGAUGACUUAGCUGAGUCAGCGUCAUGAACUUCUUCUCUCUUCAGUGGUUUAUCAGUAACUUGUUUAUCACUGAGUAACUAAAUCCAUAGAAAACUGGCCAAGGGUUCUACAGUAUGUUUUCAACUUCGUGUGUGAAACGUGCUAUUCAUGUUAAUAGUAGAAGGGAAGGGAGAUCCAGGUUCCCUGCCUUUCCCCCCGCCGUGUCUGGUAGCUGACUCAGGCUUUCUUUCCUUUUUCUUUCCCAGUGAUGCACAAGCAGAAUUGAGGUGAUGGUGUGAGUUUGCCUAAACAGAGUGAACCUGAGCGAAGUCCUGUGGCUCUGUCACCUUCGGAGUGCUAACGCUCUCGAGAAAGCGACGGUUUGCCUUCAGUAUUUCUCCCCGCACCUUUUCCCCUAACUCACAGCAGUCAGACCCAGAGGCAUUCACCUCCUCUCUGAUUUGCAGGCAUUCUGUUUAACUCAGUAGGAUUAUUUUGGGAAGAAGUCUUAACGUCCCUACUGCUGUCAGGCCAGGAUCUUCCCUGUGUUGCUUCUGUGGUAAUUAGCCUUAGAGUUCUUCUAUCUGAACAGAUCCACAUUAAAAAUGCACUCUGCAUUCAGUUCAAAAGGAAAUUCUAAACAAUUUGACCCUUCAAAAUUAAUAAAGAAAUACAUCGAUAACAUUUUGGAAGAUAUGAGAAGGGGGUUGACUAUUAGUUAAAACUCAUGGGGGAAGGAAAGCGAGACAAGGAGGGAGUUGUUGGCAUGUAGUACCAAAUAACUCAUAGCGGGCUCAGUGAAGAGUUUGUAGUCUGGACGGUAGCCGUCAAGUAGUGCUGUGGAAGACGGGUUUUUGAAGCGGUGCUGUUCCUGGCUGCUCUUAAUGAACAUGUCUUACCGUCCCUGGCUUUUUUGGUGUGCUUUUAAAAACACAAAAAAGUAGCUCUAACUGAGAGCAUUUCUUGCGUGUAUAAAUUUUAUUGCAGGUUUAAGUUUUCCUACAAAACCAUGGUAACUAAUAAAAUGGCUUGGAUUUCAUUUUCCUCGGAUAUCAUUUUGCAACAGUAGAUGGCAGUAAUACCAGAGCAGUGCCACAGAAAAUCAGCAUUUUAUGCCUUCAUAUAGUUAACUUUCCAGCUGCUUUUUUUUUUUUCCUAGGAAGUCAGUUACUUUAAAGAAAUUAUUCUGAAGGUACUUAGGAACUUCGGGAAGACAGCAAGGGAACAAAAAAAGUGCUGUUUUUCUCUGCUAAUAAGGCAAAUCUCCUAAGAACAUGGUGGUGGUUGAUUUAAUUAUGUAAUUACAUUGAAGCCUCCUUGUGCAAUUUAUUGAACUACUGAAAUCUUUGGAGGGAGACAAGUAUAAAAUUUAGUACUAUAGUAGACUCUUGUAAGGAACAGCCCACAAAACUGCAUCUUUUAAGGCAACUUCUGUGGAGGUGGUAAAAUAUUAGCAACUACGCUUUAUGUUACCCAAAAUUGUUGUCAGGGUCGAAGUCCACUUGGAGGGAGGAUUUUUAAGGACACGAGCUUGAAACCUUUACAAUCUCCAACGCUUGUGAAAAACAGCACAAACCGAUUACUCUGAGAGCAUCUUAAUUCAACAGUCCUGCCGUGAAUUCAGCGUAGUUCGCACAUUUGCUCAAAUAGCUCAUUUAAAAAUCGUACUAGGCUUGAGGUUUCCUGUUGGUCUAUCGAGCAUCUCUGCUUUACUAUAUUUCAAAGACAUUAAACCCUAUUAAAAAUGAAACUGCCUUAAAUCAUAACCAUAGCAUAUUUUAAGCAAGCAGUACCAGCUUGACCUCUGGAAAAGUGGUGUUUUGAAUAAAUGCUGGAGUAUGAGCU